AUGCUCAAACCCAGAUGCAUUGAAUCUUUUGCCCGUAAGAUUUUCAAACUCCAGUUGGGUCCUUGUCUCAAUCGAACGACAACUACAUCCUCCCAACAAUUUUUCUUCUUAGGAAAUGUUUCAUUCCGCAAUCAUGAACCACAUCACCGAGAAUUCCACAAAUGCAUAGUCUCUUAUCAAACGGAAGAGAAGUCUCCUGAACUCGAAACGGAUGAUCUUAGAACACAACUCGUUGAAGCCUUGGACCAACAAAGUCACGCUCUCGCAACAACCAUUUCUUCUAAAUUGAUUCAAAGAUUAACUACAAUGAGUUCUGAACGCUCUCUCUCAGCACAAGACAAGGAAAUUCUCGUGUUUGCAUAUCUAGCUCGCGGUUGGAUUCAAAAUUCCAUCGAAGAUUUAAGUAAAUCCAUUGAACUCAAUCCUCUCUUGUUUAAUGGUUAUUACUUUAGAGCACGUAUCUAUCUCACCCUGAAUCAAAUGGAUAAGGCCUUUCAAGACAUUGAAACAUGCCUUUCACUGAAUCCAGAUUGUACUGAGGCCUAUUUAACACGAGCCUUCAUUUAUGAACAAGGUCAAGAUUAUGAAAAGGCAAUUGAGGAUUAUGAGAGAGCCAUACACAUACAUCCACCAGCACGACAAGAUCCACAGAUAUUGGACCGAUUAGCUGGUUUGUAUUGGAGAGUGGCGCGUGCAUCAUUGGAUGUAAAUAUGGACCAGUGGCAUACCAAUCUUGAAAAGAGUAAUCAACUCUGUAUGGAGACCAUUGAAAUAUUGACGAAUCGUAUUGAAAAUCAUUCUGAUACCAACACAGUGGGAUCAUUGGGUCAUGGUAGUCAUUUAGGCGUUGUUGCUCUUGAGAAAUGUCAUCGAAUUCGACUAUGCUCGAAUAUUGCAAGUAAUUAUGUAGGCAUGAAUCAAUAUCAACAAGCACUCCAGUAUUAUACAACAGCCAUCAAAUUCAUUCGCGAGAUGGAACAAGAGAAUGAUCUUUCAACAACAAAGCUGUUUGCAACCUAUCAAGCAUAUAUGAAUCGAGGAUUUUUAUUGAUGCAGUAUUUCAAGAAAUAUGAUUUGGCAUUGAAAGACUUCAAGAAAGCAUUUGAUAUUGCGGACUCGUCGAGGGCUGAUGACAAGACACCUCAAUGGGAAACUCAAAAAUACCAAAUCUAUGUUGCCAACAGUGAGUUGGCCAUGGUACACUUGAACAUGAAUGAAAUUGAUAAGGCAUGUGAGUACAUGCUUAGAGCAGAGAUUGCACUUCUUGAAAUUUGUAAAAGUAGAGCUACUACUACUACCACUGAUAGUCCAGUUAAUGAUACAAAUGAAUCCAACACAGAAAACAAAAACUCGCAACAGAAAUCACACAUCCCGUUGGAAAUGCAUUAUAUUGCUGAUAUAAUAUGUAUUCUUGAGGGAGACUAUGAAAACGCUCUCAAGCUGUUAAACAUAUAUAUUGACGAGCUAAAUUUGCAAGAACAUUUGGAAAUCAUUUAUGCCAAUCGAGCAGAUGCAAAAAUUAAAUUGGGAAAAUAUCAUGAAGCCAUUCAAGAUUGUAAUUCAUCUUUGGAAUUGGAUCCAAACUUUUAUGCUGCUUUUUUUAACAGAGGAGAAGCUUAUUUUCGCUUACAUGAAUUGGAUAAGGCAAAACGUGAUUUUGAUCUAGCCCUUGAGAAGGCACCUUUUUUAAAGCAAGAGUUGUUAAAUCUCUGGCCCACUUUUGAUGAAUACCAAUUGAGUAAUACACAAAACGAUUGA
This is a messenger RNA of Naegleria lovaniensis, 1758 nucleotides long. RefSeq lists its product as uncharacterized. The coding region runs from base 1 to 1758 and encodes 585 amino acids. The transcript has 3 exons. The record is from RefSeq and is a predicted model, not a curated record. Gene Ontology annotation, molecular function: protein binding. NCBI's taxonomy places the organism in Eukaryota, Heterolobosea, Eutetramitea, Acrasida, Naegleriidae.